Molecule: messenger RNA, 708 nt
Organism: Moneuplotes crassus
Lineage: Eukaryota; Ciliophora; Spirotrichea; Euplotida; Euplotidae
Source: the annotation of a GenBank genome assembly
UAUAAGGAAAGAUGUUGUCAUCUGUCAGGAGUUUAGGAGGAGUGAGGAAUUGGAGGAGAGGAUUUUGUACGAAAGAGAGGAGAGAAGUGGUGGUGGGAGCAAAGACGGUGUUUAGAGUGAAGCAGGGGGAUUUGUGAAGGUUGGAAGUAGAUGCGAUUGUUAAUGCGGCGAAUAGUAAGCUUCAGCAUGGAGGUGGGCUUGCGAAGGCUAUUUCAGAUAGAGGUGGACCUCUUGUGCAGAUUGAGUCAGAUGAAUAUUUGAGAGCUAAUGGGCAAGUUGAUAUAUUUUCAUUAAUUGGAUUUUAAUAAGUUUUACUUGGAUUAAAAUUUUAGAAGAUUAGUCUUCAUGAAUAUAAUGUUUUUAUAGAAAUUUCAUUAGUACAGGAAUGGUCGGAGUCACAGGUCCUGGAAAUCUCCCAUGCAAGCACAUAAUUCACGCUGUUGGUCCUAUCUGGAAAGGAGGGAGCAACAAUGAGCCUGAAUUAUUAAAAUCAGCUAUUCUACAAUCAAUAUUCAAAGCUGAAGAACUAAACUGUAAAUCUCUAGCUUUACCAGCGAUAUCUUCAGGAAUCUAUGGGUAUCCUGUAUAUGAAUGUGCCAAGAUAUUUAUGACCACUAUCAGUUCACAUUUCACACCAACUGUUUCAACCCAAAUUGAAGACUUAAGCAUUACAAUCAUCGAUGACCCUACCCUCAACAUAUUCUUAAA